Teleopsis dalmanni is the source of this 4770-nucleotide messenger RNA. RefSeq names its product histone-lysine N-methyltransferase 2C (gene Lpt). The record is from RefSeq and is a predicted model, not a curated record. Bases 146 to 4723 code for a protein of 1525 amino acids. NCBI's taxonomy places the organism in Eukaryota, Metazoa, Arthropoda, Insecta, Diptera, Diopsidae. Gene Ontology annotation, biological process: positive regulation of transcription by RNA polymerase II. Gene Ontology annotation, cellular component: MLL3/4 complex. The transcript has 13 exons. Gene Ontology annotation, molecular function: transcription coactivator activity; histone H3K4 methyltransferase activity; histone binding.
AGUUACGAUUGUAUACAAAUCUUUUUAAUUUGGUUACUUAAAUAUUAAAUUAUUUUGAGUUAUUUCGUUAAAGUUUGUCGAUUAUGCAAACUUAAUUGCACUUUUGUGUUUACUUUAUUUUUUUUAAAAAAUAUUUUAAAUUAACAUGGUAUAUCCGGACAGUAACGCAUCGCCAAGCUCAGAAGAAAAUAUCAAUUUAGAAAAAUAUCCUGGAAAGGUUUGCUUUUUGUGCAAUUUAGGUGAACGUAGUAUUCUAGGACAGGGACAAUUUUUGCGACUAGAAAUAUUUGGUAAUCUGAACGAUGUUGAAACUAAUAUCAUCGAUGAUAUUUUUAAUGGAGACAUCAAACAUAAAGAGCUGUCACAACAAACAAUACGUCGGAUAAAAAAUACUGGCAAAGCAAAAUUUGGAAAUGAUGUACACGAUUUAGAUAAUGUUGGUCAUUCAGAAAUGCUUCAACUGCGAAUGCAGUGUGAUGGCACCUUUUUUUAUGUACAUCAAAUGUGUGCCAUGUGGACAACCCGAACAAAUUGUAUUAAUGUUGAGUCUCUGCAAAAUUGCGGGAUAGUGAGUUUACAACGCAAAUGUUGUUACUGUGAUCAAUAUGGUGCCAGUAUAACAUGUUCUUUGGAUUGCAAAAAAGCAUAUCAUUUACCAUGUGCUGCCGCUUCAGGGUGUUUUCUAGUGUUGCAAACUUUUACAGCUUUUUGCAAUGAACAUUUAAACCAAGUGCCUUACCAUUGUACAGAUAAUAAUGUAUGUAGAAGUUGUUCUGUUUUUGGAGAUAUUUCAAAAUUAAUUAUGUGUUCUACUUGCGGCGAACAUUAUCACACUACUUGUAUAGGACUUGUAAAUUCUCCAGAUACAAGAUCCGGUUGGAAUUGCCUCCACUGCAGCAAAUGUCAAAUUUGUAGACAAUCAGAUUCACAAGAAGGGCGUUCCUUAAAAUGCGAACAAUGCCAAAAGCUUUAUCAUACAACAUGUUUGAGACCUGCUUUAACGACUGUUCCAAAAUAUGGUUGGAAAUGCAAUUACUGCAGAGUUUGUUCAGACUGUGGAUCUCGAACACCGGGUGGAGGAACAUCGUCACGUUGGCACUGUCAUUACACCAUAUGUGAUUCAUGCUAUCAACAACGUAAUAAAGGCUUCUCUUGUCCGAUAUGUCACAAGGCGUAUAGGGCAGCGGCUCACAAAGAAAUGGUUAAAUGUAGCACUUGUCAUAGAUUCGUACAUAGCCAAUGUGAUAAGGAAGCUGAUCUUAGCAUUUAUCACAAGAGAAAAGAACACAAUCCAGACUAUGAUUAUACAUGUCCGCAUUGCAAAAAUAAAAACAUUAUUGAUUUUGCAAUAAGUGAAAGUACACAUGCUUCGGAUACAGCACUUUCAACGUUAGAUGGUUUUAGUGAUAAAUCUGGAAAAUGCUUAGAGUUGGAUUUUAUGGAAAAAAAUUCUCAAGAGAAUAGUCUAGAAGAUAAAACUGCCGAACUAAUUAAAAAUUCCAAGAAACGUAUGAAUUUUAAAGAUUUUUAUCGGGGGCGUGGAGGAAAAUUAGCUUUUCAAAAAACCUGCCUGCUAACGCAUUUAAACAGAAAACGCGGAGCUCGUGGAAGGAACCGUAUAUUAAAUAAUGGAUUAGAAAGAAUGAUGGAUAAAAACAAAAGUCGAAGUGUUGAUGAUGAUAUAGCUAUGGAAAAAAGAUUGCUAUUUUGUUCAACUAAUGAUAUAUUCACACUUACAGGAGAUAUUUGUGUUUCGUGUGGAUCUGUUGGCAUUGAUGAUGAGGAUGCAAUGAUAUCUUGUGCACAGUGUGGUCAAUGUUAUCAUACUUACUGUGCUAACGUGAAACUGUCUAAGAUUUUGCUUAAAAAGGGUUGGCGCUGUUUAGAUUGCACUGUUUGUGAAGGUUGUGGUCAAAAAGAUGAUGAAGCACGACUAAUACUUUGCGACGAGUGCGACAUUUCUUAUCACAUUUAUUGUAUGGAACCGCCAUUAGAAAUAGUUCCACAUGGAAACUGGAAAUGUAAAUUGUGUGCAGUAUGUGAAAAGUGUGGAAGAAGUACACCAGGAAAAAACUCAACGUUUGACGAAUAUAUGAAUUGUGGUCCUUGUGCUAGCACAACAAAAUGUAGUAUAUGUAUCCGGCAAUACAAUGAACAUGAACUUAUUAUUCAAUGUAACAGCUGUGAACGAUGGCUUCAUUGUAAAUGUGAUCCUUUCUACAUCAAAAACGAUACAAAAAUUUUUGAUAAUAACGAGUAUCAUUGUAUAUUUUGUAAACCAAACGAAAGUAGUUCUCCACAUAUACGGGCAGAUAGCAAUAGUUCACUUAAUUAUACAAUAUCUGAUAGCAGACUUGCGACUUGUAGUACCGCGUUGGUACGUAAACAAAAUUCUGAACCUAUUUUUUCCCAUUAUUCACAAACUGAACAAAAUGAUUCCAUGGAUACGGCACAUGUACUGGAUGAUGUUUAUGUUACUGAACGAGGUCUUAGUUGUAUUAAAUCUUUAACCGCGGAAAUUAAAAGAAAACGGAAAAUGCGUCUCUGUAAUGAGGUUGCAGUGAAAGAUGAAGGUGUAGAAGCUGCAAUUGAAUCAGUGGUUUCUGCUGCCAAUGUAAAUAUUGUUGAUGACGGCCAUGACUGUGACAGCAAUUUAAAAGUCCAAAGAGAAAACGGAAACGAAGUAAGUGCAAUGGGUCUAAGCGGAACGAAUAGUCCACCACAAACUGUUCGCAAAAAACGGCAGCGUAAUUUACAAAAACUGGGAAUCGGUGGUUUUCUCGCUCGAAAUCGCAUUUAUAAAAAAGAUUUGGAAAAUUCUAAUUUACCGGAUUCAGCUAACAAUCAAGUUACCGGUCAACCAGUAAACAAUGAGAAAAAGAAAAAAAUGGCACGUAAAAAGUCGAAAGAAAAAUUAACUGAUACGUAUCCUUCUUAUUUACAAGAAGCUUUCUUUGGAAAACCACUUUUAGAUGCGAAAGACAGUACAAAAUGGGAGUCAGAUUCUUCAGAUGACUUCAAUUAUAAUAAUUCAAACAAAUUAGUAAAUGAUGCGUAUUCAGCUCUGCAGAAUAAAUCUGUGCCUAAACAUAAUGUGACCGCGACAACGCAGAGUGAAAAAAAUGAAACUGUUAAUUCUAUUACUAUUGAAAAACAACAGAAUCCGAUACCAACUACAUUGAAUGCGCCACCUAAAAUAAAUGCUGAAAGCUCAUUAACAUCUGCGAUGUACGUAAAUAAUUUUAAAAGAACUAACUCAUACGAAGUUCAAAAUCUUAACACGCAGUUAACGGUCGAGAAGAAAGUAUUCAGAAAUGAUACUGCAGGCGUUGCUGUUUUAAACAAUAACUGUGGAAAUUUAAACGGAGUCGUUGUAAUGGAUAAUUUAAGGAUAAACCAAUCUCCGAAAGAAGUAAUAGAUAAUAAUAAAAUCGGUUAUAGCUUAAACAGAGUUGAAAAUACAACUGCACCAGUGCAGAUUAUGCAACCAACACAGUGUGAUAUAAAUUUAAAUCAAACGGCUUUCUCAUUGCAAACAUCGAGUAAUACAAUAAAUAUGGAUCACAAUCUUCAAUUACAAAAUCAAAAUCUUCAAGUGCAAAAAGUGGUGCAAAAAGAAACUGUUCCCAAACGUAAUAUGGCAUCAGAAGAAAACGUUGAAUCAGUUGCUGCGGGAACACAAAAAACCGCAGAGAAAAUGCGACGCGAUGAAGAAUUGGGCGAAAUGGCUACUAUAUCUGCAGUGCUAUACGCUAACACUCAGUUUCCUGAACUUAAACAAACUUAUCCAAAUUGGAAUGAUCGCUGUAAGCAAAUACUAAAAAAGUGGCGCUCAUUACCGACAGAAAAGAAGGCACCCUUUUUACAACAUGCAAAGGAUAAUAGAUCAGCUUUAAGAUUACAAAGGAUUCAGCAAUUCCAUGGAAAAUCAUAUAUGCCACAAAAAGUAGCAAAACCUUAUGUUGAAGAUAUAAGAAAACAACAACAACCACAAACACAACAACAACCACAACCAAAACCCAAUGAAAUAGUUACAACAAAUGAUUUUAAAAAUUUAAUUGGUGAUUCUUUAAACCAAAAUUUACAAUUACAUGAUCGACAAAUAGUCCUAGAUAAUGGAAAUAAAAUUUCUGAGAAUGUUACUGAUCCGACAAAGACUGUUGAAUUCUUACAAAAUAGUUUUCAGAUUAAUCGUGAAAUAUGUGCAGUGGAUAGAAAGAAAGAUUUUGAAAAUAUUUCAAAUAGUAAUAACAAACAUUUACGAAAUCUUUUACAAACGCAGGCAGUUUAUACAAUUCCACCAACAAACAGUUUAGCAAUACAACCGCGUACCAUAACAAAUACAGUUCCAACAAAUGACAGUAAUAUGACACAUAAUAUAUAUAUAAAUCAACAACAAUCACAACAGCAAACAGAUAUGUUGGAAUCAAAUAUCUCUAUCGAUCCAAAAUUCGAUCUUAAAGUAAUCGAUAAUGUGGAAAGUAGUAAUGUUGCUGAAUUAGAAAGAAUUGAUCCAGACGAAAAUGUCGGACUAGGUGAUAUACUAGGAGGUUUCGGCGAAGGAGAUGAUGACGAUCUUUUAAAAUCAUUAACUACAGAAAUAGGUGACGAUUUUAAUAUAUUAGAAUAUGCAGAUCCAGAGUUGGAUGAAUUGUCAACAAACCAAAAUAUUUUAAAUAAAUUGGAUUUAGAUGACAAUGAAAAAUCUACCAUUAAUGUAUAGAAUUAAUAUAAAAUAAUAGAAAUAUUUUCUAAAAAAAUUAAAAAUUA